This is a messenger RNA of Merops nubicus (carmine bee-eater), 479 nucleotides long. RefSeq names its product LIX1-like protein. The annotation marks the transcript as partial. The transcript has 4 exons. NCBI's taxonomy places the organism in Eukaryota, Metazoa, Chordata, Aves, Coraciiformes, Meropidae. Gene Ontology annotation, biological process: autophagosome maturation. The record is from RefSeq and is a predicted model, not a curated record. Gene Ontology annotation, cellular component: cytoplasm.
UGAACGUCGUGGAGGCCCUGCAGGAGUUCUGGCAGAUGAAGCAGUCCCGUGGGGCCGACCUGAAGAACGGGGCCCUGGUGGUCUAUGAGAUGGUCCCUUCCAACAGCCCCCCCUACGUCUGCUACGUCACCCUGCCCGGGGGCAGCUGCUUUGGCAGUUUCCAGUUCUGUCCCACCAAGGCCGAGGCCCGGCGGAGCGCCGCCAAGAUCGCCCUCAUGAACUCGGUCUUCAACGAGCACCCCUCCAGGAGGAUCACGGAUGAGUUCAUCGAGAAGAGCGUCUCAGAAGCCUUGCCCUCCUUCAACGGCAAUCGAGAGGAAGCUGACAACCCCAACACCGGGAUCGGCGCCUUCCGCUUCAUGCUGGAGUCCAACAAGGGGAAAUCCAUGCUGGAAUUCCAGGAGCUGAUGACAGUCUUCCAGCUGCUGCACUGGAACGGGAGCCUCAAGGCCAUGAGGGAGAGGCAGUGCUCGAGGCAG